AGUCUGCGAACAGCCUUGAGAAAGUGCUUUCUUGCCCCGGCAGGAGCCUCGUCCUUAUAUUUUGGUCCUUCCCGCUCCAGCCUUCCCUUCCUCCGGGUUCCAGCGGCUCCCGCUUUGCUUUUCCUGACUGUGACCAUGGUUCCUUAUUCAGCCCGGCAGCUUUCCGCCUGAGCUCGCCUCGCAUGCUGCCAGAGGGCUGCGGAGAGCGGCGGAGGGGAGGAAGGACCUGAGGGCUCUGGGGCAGGAGAGAGGCGCAGGGAAGCCUUUCCCUCUCUUUUUGGCCUUCUUUUGGGGAGGGAGCGGGAGCGGGAGGGAGCGGGGCCGCGCUUCGGGAGCCACAGCAGAGGAGGGACCGGCACCCCGCUUCCCGAGCAGAGCGCGCCUGCCUGCCUGCUUUCUUUUGUUCGCCUGCUUUGGGGCUUGGGAGCCAUGGGCGGGCUCAGGUGGGCUCUGCUCCUGGGAGCCUUCUCCGCCUUCUGCCCGGCGCUGGGCGCCUCCGAGCCGCAAGGGAAGCCCCUCCGGACCGUCACCUACGUCCUGCCCGCGAAGAGCCACGGCUGGCGCCAGCAGCGCACCUUCAGCCUGGAGCUCCUCAACAGCCGCUACAGCAGCAGCAGCAGCAGCAGCCCCGUGGAGCGGACGCGCCGCAUGAGCCAAGCCAGCCCCGCUGUCCCGCUCCGCUUGGGCCCCACCGUGCAGCUCCAGCACCAGCCUUCCUCCUCCUCCUCCUCCUCGGGCAAAGCGGGCAAGUGGAUGGCGCGCACCAAGCCCCAGCAGCAGCAUCGCCAAGGCAACAGCUCCGCCAGCCUGCAGGUCCAGCCCAAGCCCCCGCUGCUGCAGGGGGUGAAUGUCUGUGGAGGGCAGUGCUGUCACGGCUGGAGCAAAGCUCCUGGCUCUCAGAGAUGUACCAAACCUAACUGUUCACCACCGUGCCAAAAUGGAGGGAUGUGUUUGCGACCACAACUUUGUGUAUGCAAACCAGGGACAAAAGGUAGUACUUGUGAAGAUUCAACUAAGCAGGAGACGGCUUCACCUGGAGGAGCGGGUCCUGUGACUCCACCGUGGCCUAUUCCUCAGCGAUCUGUUCAGCAGACCUUUUCGAAAAAGGUGCAAGUGCAACAAAAGGUCAAUCCCAUGGCUAAGAUGACAUUUACACUGAAGCAGAAACCUUUUGGAUUACCACAGCAAAUGCAAUCACAACUGCCUGUUUCAUCUCAGACUUUGAUGAUGAAUGUGCAUCAUGGGCAAACCCAAGAAUACAUCAUCAAACCUAAGUACUAUCCAGCAAAGAAAUCAGUUUCAGGAGAGCAAUCUACAGAAAGUUCAUUGCCUUUAAGAAUGAGCCAAGAUCAUCUUGCAUCACCUUUCCAUUUGGGAAAUCACACGGGACGCAUCAAGGUGGUCUUUACACCCAGCAUCUGUAAAGUGACUUGUAAAAAAGGCACCUGCCAGAACAGCUGCGAGAAAGGAAACACCACCACCCUGAUUAGUGAAAAUGGUCAUGCCGCUGACACCUUGACAGCCCCCAACUUCCGAGUAGUUAUUUGCCACCUUCCGUGCAUGAAUGGAGGCCAAUGUAGUUCAAGAGAUAAGUGCCAGUGCCCUCCUAACUACACUGGGAAGCUUUGCCAGAUCCCUGUGCAAAGCGGUGCUGCUUCAAAACUUUAUCAUCACCCACAGCAAGCAAGCAAGUCCGUGGGAUCGCAUGUCAUCCAUUCCACACAUACUUUACCACUGACGAUGCCUGGGCAGCAAGGCGUAAAAGUGAAAUUUCCUCCAAACAUCGUCAAUAUACAUGUGAAACAUCCCCCUGAAGCUUCAGUGCAGUUUCAUCAAGUUUCAAGGAUUGACAGCACAUCCACAGGACAGAAAGUAAAACCAAAGCCAUCCCAAUCAGGACAUACCCAGGUUUCUUAUCAAAGCUUGCCAUUUCAGAAGACCCAAAAAAUACAUUCAACCUAUUCUCAUCAGCAACCUAUUUCCCAUGUAUUUCCUAUUUCUGCUAAAACUCAGCUUGGGCGAUGCUUCCAGGAGACUAUUGGGACACAGUGUGGUAAAGCACUUCCUGGCCUCUCAAAGCAAGAAGAUUGCUGUGGGACUGUGGGUACUUCAUGGGGUUUUAACAAGUGCCAAAAGUGUCCAAAAAAACCAGCUUACCCUGGAUAUAGUCCAGUAGUGGAUUGUCCACAAGGUUACAAGAGAAUUAAUGCUACAUUUUGUCAAGAUAUUAAUGAAUGCCAACUGCAAGGGGUAUGCCCUAAUGGUGAGUGUUUGAAUACCAUGGGCAGCUAUAGGUGUACCUGCAAAAUGGGAUUUAUGCCAGACCCUACUCUUUCCAGAUGCAUCCUUGAUAAUCCCAUGGUCACUGAAGAGAAAGGGCCCUGCUACCGGUUUGUCAGUGCAGGAAGGCAGUGUAUGCACCCUCUCUCUGUUCAGCUCAGCAAGCAGCUCUGCUGUUGCAGUGUUGGCAAAGCCUGGGGCCCCCACUGUGAGAAAUGUCCCCUUCCAGGAACAGCUGCUUUUAAGGAAAUCUGCCCUGGUGGAAUGGGCUAUACGGUUUCUGGCUCUCACAGAAACAAGCUAUAUCAUCACCCUGCAGUUAGAGUUCAGCCACCUGUCAUUGGCAAGACCCAGAUUACUCAACAUGUUGCUAAAGGUACUUCUCCUCCACCUCUCCCAGCAAAGGAAGAGCCAGUGGAGGCACUGACCAUCUCACAGAAAAGUGAGCCCGAGGUGGCUGUGCGAGAAGUAGUAGUUGAGAAAACCUCUCCUCCUGUGCCUGUGGAAGUUGGCCCAGAUGUCUCGACUUCAAGUGCCAGUCAAGUAAUAGCACCAACUCAAGUUACAGAAAUCAAUGAAUGCACUGUGAACCCAGAUAUCUGUGGAGCAGGACAUUGUGUUAAUUUGCCUGUGGGAUACACCUGCUUCUGCUAUGAUGGAUAUAAGAUUAAUGAUCAACAAACCAAAUGUUCUGAUAUUAAUGAAUGUACUCAGACUCCACAUCUCUGCUCCCUCGGGCGUUGUGAAAAUACAGAAGGAAGCUUCCUGUGCAUUUGCCAGGCAGGGUUCAUGGCCAAUGAACAAGGAACAGACUGUGUUGAUGUUGAUGAAUGUGCCAGACCUCACACUUGUGGAGAAGGCUUCUGUGUAAAUACCAUUGGUUCAUACAGAUGUGAAUAUUGUGAUAGUGGAUUCCGAAUGAACAGGAGAGGGCAGUGCGAAGAUAUUGAUGAAUGCACAAUUCCACAUACUUGUCCUGAUGCAGAGUGCGUUAAUACUCUGGGUUCUUACCAGUGUGUCCCUUGCAGAGAUGGAUUCAGAGGCUGGAAUGGGCAGUGUCAUGAUAUAAACGAAUGUCAGUAUAGCAGUCUUUGCACAAAUGGACAGUGUGAAAAUCUUGAAGGAUCCUUCAGAUGCUUUUGUAGCCAAGGAUAUCAACUUUCCUCAGCAGGAGAUCAGUGUGAAGAUGUAGAUGAAUGCCAACAGCAGGAGCUCUGCAUAAAUGGUCAAUGCAGAAACAUAGCCGGGUCUUACAGGUGCAUUUGUCCCCAAGGUUACCAGCUGUCACCUUCAAGAGACCACUGUGAAGAUAUUAAUGAAUGCCAAGAGGACAGUGGUGUUUGCCGUGGAGGGAACUGCAUUAAUACGAAAGGUUCUUAUGAGUGCACGUGUCCAGGUGGUUUCCAGCUGGUACCUAACAGAGGUUGUCAAGAUAUCAACGAAUGUGCAGGAUCCAAUCUCUGUUUACCUCAUGGGGAAUGUUUAAAUACAGAGGGUUCUUACCAUUGCAUUUGUGAGCAGGGCUUUACAGUUACUAGAGAUCGCCAAUCAUGUGAAGAUGUGGAUGAAUGCUUCAAUAGCACAGUGUGUGGCAAUCAUGGUUUCUGUGAAAAUUCACCUGGUUCCUACCGCUGCCUUUGUUAUCAGGGUUAUCAAUAUCUGCAGGAUGAUCGAGGUUGUGUGGAUGUGAAUGAAUGUGAAAUGCUGAGUGGAGUAUGCGGGGAAGCCCUCUGUGAAAAUGUGGAGGGCUCCUUCCUCUGUCUAUGUUCUGAUGAAAACCAGGAGUAUGACCCAAUGACUGGACAGUGUCGCUUCCGCUCCUCGUCAGAUUUGCAAGUAGAUGCCAAAGAACCAGCAGAUGAGAAGAAGGAGUGCUACUACAAUCUAAACGAUGCAAAUUUUUGUGAUAAUGUGCUAACAUCCAAUGUUACCAAACAAGAAUGCUGCUGUACUUUGGGUGCUGGUUGGGGUGAUAACUGUGAAAUAUUUCCGUGCCCUGUGCUGGGAAGUGCUGAAUUUACUGAACUGUGUCCAGAAGGGAAAGGUUUCAUACCCUCUGAAGAUCCAUCAUACGGAGAUGUUGCACAGAGUUAUAAAGAUGCUGAUGAAUGCCAGCUCUUUGGACAAGAAAUAUGCAAGAAUGGUUUCUGCUUAAAUACACAGCCAGGCUUUGAAUGUUACUGCAAACAAGGCACAUACUAUGAUCCUAUAAAACUCCAAUGCUUUGAUACAGAUGAAUGUUUGGAUCCCAAUAGUUGUAUUGAUGGGCAAUGCAUCAACACUGAAGGAUCUUACAGUUGUUUCUGUACACACCCAAUGGUUCUGGAUUCUUCAGAAAAGCGAUGCAUCAGACCAGCAGAAUCUAGUGAACAAACUGAAGAAACAGAUGUCUACCAGGAUCUUUGCUGGCAACACCUGAGUGAAGACUUUGUUUGCAGCCGGCCUCUUGUUGGAAAACAAACUACUUACACUGAGUGCUGCUGUUUAUAUGGUGAAGCGUGGGGUAUGCAGUGUGCGCUCUGCCCCAUGAAAAAUUCAGAGGACUAUGCCCAGUUGUGCAACAUUCCAGUUCCUGGAUCCCGGAGGCCAUAUGGGCAAGAUGCACUGGUUGACUUUGAGGAGGAACAGUAUACUCCAGAAACAGACCCAUACUUUGUGGAAGACCGACUCCUAAAUAGCUUUGAGGAGUUGCAAGCAGAAGAAUGUGGCAUUCUGAAUGGAUGUGAAAAUGGACGCUGUGUCAGGGUGCAGGAAGGGUAUACCUGUGACUGUUUUGACGGUUACCAUUUGGACAUGGCCAAGAUGACAUGUGUCGAUGUGAACGAAUGUAAUGAGUUGAACAACAGGAUGUCUCUCUGCAAGAAUGCCAAGUGUAUUAAUACUGAGGGAUCAUACAAGUGUGUCUGCCUUCCUGGCUACAACCCUUCAGACAAGCCUAACUACUGCACACCCCUAAAUACAGAAACAGAAAGUGAACUUGAGUAAGAGAAGCAGUAGCUGCCAUGUAACCUUAUACUCUGCACUGUAUAAAGAAAAGAAGAUUGAGAAGCAUAUUUAACUUGAGUUGAGGAUUCUCCUAAUCCAGAGGUUGGAUGUAUGUGGAAAACAAGCAAUAAAAUAUAUCUUCUUAAAAAGUGAAUGGUGGUGGUUUAGUCGACAUCAUCUUCACUAAAAGACCAAAUGGACACAUGUCCCUGUAUGGAAGAAGUCAUUAAGUAUAUACUGUGUUCAUAAAUAAAAUUAAUGGGAAUAAGCAAAAAGUGUUAUUUUGAACAGAAGGGUGCGGGUUUGUUUGGGUAUUUUUUGUUACUAUUGCUUGAUUUUAUUUGGCAUUUAAUUAGUUGUGAAAUAUUUUGUAGUACUUUUAAUUUAGCAAUUCUUUGCCUACUGUCUCUUUGGAAGCUUAUCCCCGUUGAUCCAGAUAUUGCAAUAUAAGCAAUUUUCUAAAUAUGGUUAUACACAAAAUAAUGCUUGUCUUUGUCUGGAACAUUGGCCAGUGAUUUUUAAAAAAUGCUAAAUGUCUGCCCUGUGGAGCAGGCACUGUUCUUGAAAAUAAUGUACAGUUCAUGGAAAAGAAUCUUUUGUAUUCAUUUUGUAUUCUGCGUGGCCUUUUACUGCACUUAAAAUGCCUUAGAAUCUGCCUUGCCAAGUUAAAGCUGCUAGAGGAUGACCAUUGGAUAUCUUUUGUUCUCAAUAACAAAGGAACGGAGCUCCUGUUUGUAUUGUAAUGUGUAAAUUGAACACAGAUCUUGUAAUGGUUACCCUAACAUAUUAAAGCUGUAUAUUAAAACACAAUAAAAUCUACAGGUUUUUUUAAAGAA
Anolis carolinensis (green anole) is the source of this 6101-nucleotide messenger RNA. RefSeq names its product latent transforming growth factor beta binding protein 1 (gene ltbp1). Lineage: Eukaryota; Metazoa; Chordata; Lepidosauria; Squamata; Anolidae. Gene Ontology annotation, molecular function: calcium ion binding. Bases 430 to 5265 code for a protein of 1611 amino acids. The transcript is spliced from 31 exons. The record is from RefSeq and is a predicted model, not a curated record.